Messenger RNA from Saccharomyces cerevisiae S288C, 1449 nucleotides. RefSeq names its product SUMO ligase CST9 (gene CST9). Gene Ontology annotation, cellular component: chromosome; nucleus; synaptonemal complex. Gene Ontology annotation, molecular function: SUMO transferase activity. The record is from RefSeq and is marked reviewed. The coding region runs from base 1 to 1449 and encodes 482 amino acids. The transcript has a single exon. NCBI's taxonomy places the organism in Eukaryota, Fungi, Ascomycota, Saccharomycetes, Saccharomycetales, Saccharomycetaceae. Gene Ontology annotation, biological process: reciprocal meiotic recombination.
AUGGGCGGCUAUUUGGCGAUCGUGUUCAUUCCCCAAACUAACACGAAGAGCAUGAGAGAGAAAAAACAAAAGUGCUUGAAACAGGUAAGACGUUUAUCAUUGAUAUCACCAAAGAAAUAUAUAAUGCCGGAUUCUAUUUUUGAACAGCCCUUUGUUUACUGUGGUGUUUGCCACAGAAGAACAUCGCAUGGAGAUCCAUUGAGGCUGACCUCAUGUGCUCAUAUCCUCUGUUCGCAGCAUUCUCCAUUAACAUCAAAGGUGUGUCCUAUAUGCCGUUCGAGCGAUAUCUCCAUCAUUAACCUUGUGGAAUCUAAACAGCUGCCUACCGACAUUAGGAUUUUUUUUGAGCCACUGCCCCCACUUUUGGAGUCGUUAUAUAAUGUUUCCCAAUUCCAACUGAAUGGGCUUUCGAAACAGUGUCAAUACUAUCAAAAUCAUUGUUUAAAGUUGAGAGAAAAAUGUGCAAGACAACAGCAGCUGCUAUAUCAGGCCAAAAUAGAGUUGGAUUCUAUGGCGAUUCUUAAGAAAAGAAUACAGGAAUUAGAGUCAGUUUUGAAUCAUAACAAUGUUUCUUCGAUGUCAGUUGGUGUGCUACCAACAAGAAAUAGCCAUCAAAAUCAUUACCAGCCCCCUCCAACCGUUGAUCUGACAGUUGAUGAUAAUAGUUUAGAAGAAUUCGAAGCCAAAUCCUUUAUUAAAAAGUUGAAAAAAAACUCUUCUUUGAGAAAUUCUUCAAAAAAUAACAAUGGAACUGUCACUCCCUCUACAAGUGGUCGUGUAAAUAAAAACCAGCCUCUCUUUAUGGAGACAUUGAAUAAUCCUAAUAGAAAUAGCAUUCCUCCUCCUGGAAUGAACCCAAACGCAAAUAGUAAUCUACCUAAUAUUUCGACUAUUGCAGAAUCAACCAAUCUGAACAGAUUUUCGUUCUCUCCUGUGCGUGUUGCAAAAGGCUUCGAUGGAAAGUUGCCAAAUCUUGACAUCCUCACGAAUAAUGGCUCUGUAUCUUCCAAAAAUAUAUCAAGAUUAUCUUCAGCUUCUCUCCAACCCUCUUCGCCUCUAUCUUCAUCAUCAAAUAGGCUUAUUUUACCAAAUAGUAACCUCAAAGAAUUGCAUCAUUCAAAUACACCUUUAACAAGUACCUCGACGCAGUUUCCCUCAGCUUUAGAAAAAUUAAAAAUAACAAGGAAGAGAAAUAAUACUAUCAGCGGUUCGAAUAGAAUAACACACAACUUGAGCUCACACGUAAGAAGCAGUGGUCUUGCCUUUUCAUCUUCAUCGAACUCAUUGCAACAAAGUAAACUGCCGAAAUCAAAUAUACUAAAGCGGUCCAAUUCAACUCAGCAACUGACUAAUACACAUUUGAAGAGUGAUAAUCAUCUGCCACCUCGCUCAAGUAAUACUGUGUUGGGUAGUAGCAAGAAAAACAAUAAGUUUAGAAGGAUUAGGUAA